CCCUGUGCGCUGUAUCCGCGUGUCGCGGUAAACAACGAUGUUGUUGUUGAUCCCGUGUGUUUAUCUACUUGACGCGGAUGUUAGCUAGCUGCCGCGUUACUCCUAUACCGUAAAGGCGAGGGAAAGGGUAAAAAUAACGCGAUAAAUCUUCGCGCCGCGUCUAAUUGUUUUUCCCAUCAUAAAUUAAAGAACCGACCAUGUUUUGCUUCGUUUGUUUUCGUCCGUUCAUUCGCUACUCGUUCGAAGCGUUCUAGCUGUUUGUCCGCUUCUGCCAAGGAAAGUGGUAGUCGAUCUCUGCCAAUAGUUUAUCGCGGCGGUUCGUUCGCUUACUCGUUCGGUCUAACGGCGAAUAAACAAACGCCGUUAAGGUAGCUACCUUACGAGUAAAUGUUUUAUGAUCUUCGCGAGGGCACCACGUAACAAAGAAACGGUGCUCGUUUACGUCGAUAAUAUCGGAGAAUCGUUUUUCUCGCCGAGUAAUCGCGACACGGUUCGAGUCCGCGCUCGCCUUCGAGAUAUCGUUCUCCACGCUCGGUUCGAUCGAUAACGAAUAUUUAAAAACAGAACCGUCCUAUUUGUAGAUAACAAUGCUAAUUGUAGUUACGAACGUUUCGAUCUAUCGAUCGGCAUGUUUGCGUAACAAAAAAUGCAACCUGUUCGAAGCGACGAGGCAACGAAUAACGACGAUACCGCGCUUUAAUUUUACCGAAAAAUUAGUUUUUCGAAAGAAAUAGUGCUCCUGGCAAAAUAAAAUCGAGGUGAUUGCUUUCGUUUCGUGAAUCUUUCGCGAGCAAACGAUACCGAAAUGCGACAGAAACUGCUUUCUUCGAUCAAACAGGCCUUUCUUCGUUGCGUCGUCGUGGCAGUCGUUUUCGUAUCUUCUACCCAGCAAAACUUGGAUUCGGAGGCUCACCUAGAAGAAUGGUUUCGAGUCAAUCUGACAGAUUAUGCCGAUCAUUUAUUACCUCUGGUAUCGAACUUUAUCGCCGAAAACGAGAUGGAUCCAUUGACGAUUCCGGACGCUGCUCAAAGUUACUGGAUCGUUGGUAAACGGAAUCCAGCGUUGUUGCGUGACGUCACCAGUUCUGCCGGCGUCGCGUCCAGAUACUUUUAUACGACCGUUCUUAGCCGUACAGGUUAAAACAUACGUAUACUCUAUUUCAAAUAUACGAUUCUUCCUCGCGUGUACAGGAUAAAAGAAACACGAUUCGUUGCAAUUGCAAUUAGAAGGAAACUAUGAUUUUUAGGUGGACCGAUGUUCCGUGAUCUUCGACGAGGUAUUUGCGCCUUAAUCGUGAUUUGUGCAAAAAUAAAGUUAUUUAUUUAAAAUAAAGCAUAAGGAAAGAUAAGAAAGCACAGUCGAUUAACUAAUUUCUUUAAUUAUUGCCUCUUGAAGAUACAAUUUAAACCUUAUCUUCGUAUCGUUGCACCUGCUCGUUCGAUUAACAAUUUUUUUUCAAACAUUGAUUGCGGAAAAACAAACUGAACAAGUUCUUACGAUUCGUGACGUAAUUCGUUAUAAACACGAUUAUACCGAUUAUAGUCGCAACUAUUAUAUUUUGAUCGAUUACGUAAAGGAAGAUCGAACAAAGAUAUACGAAGAAUUUGAUUAAUCAGUUCUCCGCUACUUUAUUGACAAUCGAUAAUUUAUUAUUCCGAUAACAUGUAGAAUUAAUUGCUUGAUGAAUGAUGGAGAAACAAGGACGGCAGGGUGACCUCGAAAAGUAGAAGAAAUCUGGAGAAAAAAUGGUGAAUGACGGUACUCGAGCUGUUACAGCAUAAUAGAUUCGUAAAUCCAGCAGGUAUAUUAGAAUCGUUGAAAAUAUUUGAAGCGGUCAACGGUUCUUUUUCGCAGCUGUGUACCAGAUGAGUGAAAUUUGCGAAGUAUGUUUUUUUGUCGAGUUAGCACGUUUUCCUGUAUGCUUUACGAUUCGAUGACUCACGAACCGUUCCCGAGGCCAUCACGAGGCCUUCGUGUUCGUUGUUUCGGGUCAAUCGCUGCUCGAGGAUGACCGUUGUAUAGGGACCCAUUUAUUUCUUUCCUACCAGAUGUUUGCUAACUACUUACCUGUCUUUUCCGCCAGAUUUUUAUGGCAUUGAAACUGCGGAUUCAACGGUGCAGCUAUGAUCACCUUGCUCUUAACGACAUGUUUUUGUGGUAUUCGCAAAAUCAUUGUUGUUCCUACCAGCGAUAUACACCGAAUUAACGUAUUCUUUUUCUUCGGGGUCGAUGCACUAUUUAUCGAGAUUAGAGCGUUACGGUGCCAUUACUGUCGCGUACACGGGUCAAACGUUAACCAUCGACGCAAACAUCGCGUUUGACAGCGUUCUGGUAACUAUAAUCGAAUAUAUUCUUUGCUGUCGAUAGAAAAAAUUUAACAAUUUCUUUCUUUUCGCUUUGACACAGCUCACCUACGAUUAUUUCGUAAAAGUACUCCUUUUGGAACAACGGGGAAAAAUAUUCGCCGAUGCGAGUUCGAUUUGGGCCAACGUUAAACUCAACUUCGAUAUUCUCACUUGUCGAGUUACUCUAAAGACGAUCGAACUAACCGAUAUCAAAUCCAUUACUAUCUGGAUUCAAGGAAGCACUUUAACGGAACAACUGAUUACGCCAUUUUGCAAUAUUGGAGCAUUUGUAAUUAAAAAUGCGUUGAUAAAGCUGAUCGAAGAACAAGUAUCGGCGUCUCUUCGAACACAUUUCGACCGGAUAAACGCGACAAUUUGUCCUUGGAAUCCCGUUCCAAUUUAGAAAUUUUGCUUCUCAUUUAUGAAAGGAGCUUCGUUCUAGGUGCUAGGACAAUAACGGUCGUAAGAGCGUAUGGAUGCGUGUACGGCACACUAUGAAGCGAUAACGGACUAUGUUUUAAGAGUGGAACAGAUAUCGUUAAUAUUUCGUGAACGUAACGUGUUCCAGCGGCCCAACAUUCUUGCUUACUUCUCCUUAAAGCGAACAAAGUUGAGCGUAACCGCGUUUAGCGUUCCGCUUCGGAAUUAUUGCAUCCUACAAUGCGCGAGAUUGUGUUUGAUUAAUUGGUCGGAGUACUCGAGAAUGAAAACGAUAAUGCUCAUAAAAGUUGUUGAAGAUAAGAUACUAUCGGAUAAUGCGUCGAACAGUAGUAAUAAAAAAGAGGAGUCGGAUCGAAGAGGAAUAGUCGAACCAUUGACGAUUGACCGUUCGGAUCCAUCGACGCACCAUGGCAGCUCAAAUUCGAUUUUUCGCUUUACUUCUCGUUUCGGCGUUGUUCGUCACCGGCCACGCGAAUCUGCUCGAUGACAAUCAGGACAUUACCACUUACGGUAGAACGUUGAACAUCAGCGCGAUAGUCGACACCGUAUUGCCCACGAUUCGUGAUCAUAUACUGUCGGGAGGUUUGGACCCUUUGAAAUUGGACGACAUACACGAGAGUUUGCAAGGUGUAAUCAUAGGCGGCAAAUCUAUCGAUUUGACGAAUGGACAGCUUCAAGGAUUAUCGGAUAUAACUCGAACAAAUGAUGCUCUCGUAGUUCCCAACGAAGACGGAAGUUACACUUUGGACGCAACGUUUGGAUUCGAUAUACUCGACGCAAACUUCGACUACCGGUACAAGGGUUUCUUGAUCUCGAGGAGUGGAGAGCUGAAUGGACGUUUCAACAACAUCGAAAUAAAGAUAAUCGCGGAUGCGUGCUUGUCCAAGAAAACCGUUACUCUGCGCUCCGUCAACGUUGUCAGACUCGAUAAAGUGAGCUUAACUCUUAGAGGCCAUAAGAUCGAUGCCAUCUUGAACGCUAUAAUUAAACGUAUCACGUCAAAGUUCCAUAAUUCGAUUAUAAAGUUGGUGGAGAGUAAGGCUCUGGAGAGCGCACAGAAAUAUCUGAACAAAGUGAUCGCAAGUGUCUCGUACGCGAAACAAUUUGUGGCGGACAACAACAUUCUGCGAUCGGUACCAACCACCUAUGACUUCAUCGAGGUUUAAUCUAUAUCCCACGUUGACUUACAUAUUUCGAAACGUAGCGUCAUAAAUGGGGAACAAUAUCGAUAUCGACGCGCUCCUGACACGAUACAAGAGUAGUACCGUGUUAACAGUUUCAAAGUUCCGAUAACACAUCGCGUCCCAACGGCGAUUCGAAACUUUGAUCUCACUAAAUUUUUCAUGUUCUAAUCUGGCGUUUUAAUUGGAAGAUAUAAAUUAAGAAACAGCGAUUCCCCUGUGAAAACGUUUCAUUGGUCGUUACGUUCCGUGUUUUAUUUCUUACAGCAAUAAAGGAAAUUGAGAAAAUAGAAUGAAAUUUCAUUGCCAUCCUAUCUAUACCUAUACAAUAGACACAUCGAAAUUUCAAUUAUUGUCCAUUUUCGUAUACGAUGAUCGCGUUAACGGUGCGCGCAGAGAUUUGUCGAUAUAAAGACUAUUUUGAACGUUCGAUUUGCAGAGUUGCGACGGUUGAAAAUUCUUAACGAAUCGAAUCGGUCCGUGCGAAGAAGCAUGAAAUUGUCAAGUCGAGUCGGGCCGUGUUGAAUGAAGCCGAAUCGAGCGGUACCGAGCCGAACCGAGCUCGGCCGAGCAGAGCCGAGCCGAGCGGACGACGCGACGCCGCCUCGGCGGAUGUCGACGGCGAGAUUACGGUGAACGAGAGAGAAGCAUGGCUCCUCGGGAAGCCGAGUCGAACCGAAUCGAGUCGGACGAAGCCGAACCGCGCCGAGAAAAGCCGAAUCGAGAGCGCAGGACGCUAGGUCAGUGGCAGAUGUACGCUUCGAAACGAGCAACUGUCAAACUACCUUGCGGUUCAGGAUCGAUCGAAGAACGAACCAACCACGAAACGAUAGUCAAAUUAUACGUACAUCGUGAUCGGCGAAUAAUCAGAAUCGUUUCGACUUCUGAGAUUCAUGACAGUUAACGUUGAAAUGGAUACGCCGAUAAGUAAAUGAUGAGAGUAACGAUCGAGAUGUCGUAUGUCGAAGAAUUAAAAAGGCAUUCGUAGAUAUGUUUGAACGAAGUAGGAGGCGACGUUGUGUGUUACGAAAGGGAAAAGGUUAAUUGGGAAAAUGGUGCGGGAAAUUGGAUAGGUGGAUUUCGAAGAGGUGAAUUCGCGAGUGGCAAACGGGUAGGGUAGAAACGGUCGAUCUCGAUCACGAGAGUUCGAAAUAAAAACAGAUAUCGUAAUCGUAUCCGUAACGGUAACCGCGUUUUACUGGCCGCGAUCGAAAUUUAAAGACGAAUUCCGCAGAGAACGAGAGUCGGGGGAAAGAAGCGGAAAAAGAGUAAAGGUCAGGGUGAAAAGGGGUAACCGGAGGAUUUCGCGUGCGCCGCCGACUCGCGAGAGAAGUCGAGCAGAGCUCGCAAGCGGUGACGAGCGGCGACGAGCGGCGACGAGCGUGA
Molecule: messenger RNA, 5354 nt
Organism: Megachile rotundata (alfalfa leafcutting bee)
Lineage: Eukaryota; Metazoa; Arthropoda; Insecta; Hymenoptera; Megachilidae
Molecular function (GO): lipid binding
Source: RefSeq, a predicted model, not a curated record